AAUAUCGCUUCUCUCAUACAGCCGGAAGCUAGACACGCGUGAGGAGCGCAAGAGCACGUGGCGAGUGGUGGGCGAGUGGUGGCGAGUAUGGCGUUCUCCGGGAGACACGAGGACGUAAAGCAAGUGCCAUGGUUAUCCCCGGCGGAAUGGCACGACGUGUACAGGCAGAUUUAUUCCAACGACGCGGUCGAGCAAGUAAAAGCCUACGAAGCGCUUUUAGCAUGGAAGGCCAGGAUGCCCAAGCUACCAGUAGGCGUGGACUGCACUCUGUCAAUUUUGCAAGUGUGCCUCCGCGAUCGCGACUGGACGUCCAAGAUCGACAGCGGCGAGCUACCCAUGUACUGCGAGAACGACCUAAGCUUGAUGUACUCGACCACGAUAAUGAGAUUCUUGAAUCACUUUUCCAAUAUAGGACAUACCAAGCAGACGUCCAUGUUUAAGAUUGCCAGCCAAUUGAAAAUCCCAGAAUGGAUAGUCCAGUUGAGGCAUCAGACUGCCCACGGAUACGAACUGCCAUCCAUUGGAGUGUUAAGGAUAGCGAUUAAUAUAUUGCUGCAUUGGCUGCACGACGAGUAUUGGGCACCUGAGGCACGCACCAUGGACAAAUGUUACAUCAAACGAGUCAAUGUGUUGGAGGAGGAAGAAGAAUCCGAAAUGCACAACUUUACAGAUGUGGUAGAACUUUGGACAGCUGUGAGUUUAUAUGUGAAGGCUGGUUAUAAAUUAGUAGCAGACUUACCAGAGAUACAGUUACGAGAAAUAUUACAAGGUUUACGCACAUACAUGCUGACGCACUAUAAAAGCGACAUUUCAGAUAAUGCCGAGAAGGAAUAUAUAUCCGUUUACAAAAGAACUAUUAAGAUUGAUAGAGAAUAUAAUUUGCAAACUGCGCAAGCUCUACUUUUGUCCAAGAUAUCUGUGGACCUAAAUGAAUCCUCAAGUGCGAUGCAUGAAAAGAGCGAUGCAAUUUGUAACGCGUUGUGCAAAAAUAAAGCUUUCUUACCAAAUUUAGAUAUCAUGAGAAUUUUUCGACGGAAAGAAAAGAGAGAUAUUAAUUUAAAAAGAAAGUGUUUGCCGCCGAGGAUGGUUGAAUUUUGGAAAGACAUCAUUUUCAUAUUGCAUGAAAAAGGAAUGUUGGAGACGCUGCUGUUUAAACUGCUCAAUAUCGUAAAUGGAGAAUGUGAAGAUAAAGAAAGAAGAAAUCUCGCUGCCUUGUGGACAAGUUCAAUCUUCUAUAGUUUUGUGCAAUUGGACAUGGCCCAAAGUACUACUCAUACUGUGGAAUAUAAAUAUCAGAAGGCAGACAGGAAACUAGACACAAAGACUUUGAGUCGACAUGUUAAACAAUGUAUAUACUCUAAACGUCCAGACUUUAAGAACGUUUUGUGGUUAGAUAUAUCAAGCACUAUACCGUACUUUCUUCUUGAUAUAAAUUUUUUAUCAAGACUCUUACUAAAUGCCAACGAAUUCUCUGCGAGACUGAUCGAACCAAUUUUGUGCUUGCUUACGUCGAAAAUAGGUGUGCAAACAAAAAGACAUUUGUUAAAUUUACUUGAAAUUUACACAUUACAAAAUCAUGACUGUGAGGAUAGCAACAAUGAUGUCGAGAAAAUAUUUAGUGUCCAAGAUCUCAAUCCGAAUCCAAUAGAAAAUGAAAUGCAGAUACAUAAAAUAAAAGAUACGCCUAAAAAGAAGACUGCUCACUCGUUAGCAGACCAAAUAAUCCGUAAUACACAUUGGCAGGUAACACAUGAUAAUUAUCAAUGGGUCGGAUAUCCCAUUGGACUACUGCCCUGGCAGGUAGACUCAUUGACGAGUUUGAAACCACUCGAGCUGAAUCCAUCGAGACACUCUGUUUCAGUUCUGGAUUCUCAAAUAGUCGCGGGUAUUAUAAACCGUAAGAACUUGAAAAUGCAAAGUCGCAUCAAGUGGGACAAUGUAUUGCGGAAGAAAAGGAGAAUAGAGAAGAAACGUAGCACCGGUGUCGUGGAUGUUAUAAUGAACAGAGCAUUAGAGAUCGCUAAAAAUCAGAUGUAAUGUAAUAAAACAUUAUUGUUUAUCGGGUACUGCUGAUGCCAAUAAAUAAGUAUAUUUAUAACGAA
Messenger RNA from Vollenhovia emeryi, 2102 nucleotides. RefSeq lists its product as uncharacterized. Gene Ontology annotation, biological process: maturation of LSU-rRNA; maturation of 5.8S rRNA. Lineage: Eukaryota; Metazoa; Arthropoda; Insecta; Hymenoptera; Formicidae. The record is from RefSeq and is a predicted model, not a curated record. The coding region runs from base 88 to 2037 and encodes 649 amino acids. Gene Ontology annotation, cellular component: preribosome, large subunit precursor; Las1 complex. The transcript is spliced from 6 exons. Gene Ontology annotation, molecular function: endonuclease activity.